AUCUGUCAAAUUUUUUUCUUUAAGUGAAAAAUUUACACGUAUCGAUGUAGUUAAGUGGAAAAAACAAAUAAAUUUUGUGUAAUUUUAAAACGAAUAAUUAAAUUUGUAUUAUCUUAUUAGCAACAAAGUGUAAAGCAGUAAAAUGUUUGCAAAUUUAAAAAACAAAUUAAUCGAAGAAGUUAAAGCUUCACCCUCAAAAUUUCAACAAUUUGCUACUGCAGCCCAGGCUGCCGUCUCUUCUUCUACAAGUACGCCCAGUGGUUCCGAAUCUACUACCACCACAAAUGCUACAAAUGAGAAUUUUUUCAGUAUUACCGAAGAAGAUACACCACAGAAUUCUCCCAAUAAACCUUUAAAAUUGCCAGCAGGUGCCCAACGUGGUCGCAAUUCCAUAACACCAAGUAUUAAUAAUGGAACCGGUGCUAUACCCAGAACUCGUAAAUUAUCAAAUUCUUCUAUGGCUAGUGAUGUAUCAUUUCGUCUACCAACCUGGGAUGCCGGUUCGGUUUAUCACCUUCAAUCCGAUUUGGAUGAAUCGGGCAGUGAAAUGGGCGAUACUGCUUCAACGGUUGCCAAAUUAGAUGUCAUCACUAAAGAACAACUAUUUGAUGCCUAUCGCAAGUCAUUGGAUCGUUAUCAUAAAUAUCGAUGUCGUUAUACGGAUUUGGCAAAAAAAUAUAAAGAUUUGGAACGUGAUAGCACUAAGGCAAGGUCCGUUUUGGUGGAAACCCAAGAAAAGGCCAUACGUCGCAUAAAUGAAUUACGUGAACAAUGCUCCCUGGAACAGCAAGCAAAAGCUCAUCUCGAAGAAGCAUUACGCAUUGAAAUGGACGAUAUGCAGUGCAAAAUGCAGGCCUAUCAAACGAAACUCAAAUUACUGGGCGAAAACCCCGAUAAUAUAGCAACAGCAUUGGCUGGCGGUAAAACUGAACAAUUAAUCGAUUUAACUACGGAAUCCACUAAAACCUCGGAAACUUCUUUAAUCACACUCAAUGACAAUGACAACGUUAAUAGUAACGAUGAGGAGACAAAAAUAAAAAUGGAAAAUUACGAAAAGCUUUUGCAGGAACGUGAUCAACAAAUUAUUGAACUAAACAAUAAAUUGGAUUUAUUGCGUAAGCAAGAAGAGGAGAAUGUUAUACUCUUGGCUCAAACCAAGGCCGCUAUACAUUCAGAAUUGGAAAAUAAAGAAAGUGAGGUUAAAAAGUUAAGUGAAACUGUUAAACAAUUGCAAGUGGAAUUGCAACAAGUUAAUAAGAAGGAAAAACAAACUGGGGUAGCUGUGGAAGAGUUGAAUGAAAUGAGGGAAAAAUUGAAACAAACUCAAAUGGCUAAACAAGAACUGGAUGCCAAAAUCAUUGCCACCGACCAUAUGCUGCAGGAAAUGCGCGAGAAACACAAUGAAAAGGAGAAAACUGCACGAGCCCUUGAGGAACAGCUGACAAAACAAACUAAAGAAAGUGAAAACAAACUACAGGAACUCAAGCAGCAAAAUCAACAACUUAACGAAAUGGUAACACGUUACCAACAGAAUGAAAUUUCUCUUGCCGAGGUCGAUAACGAAUUAAAUAGAACGAAAAAUGAAAACGAUAUACUUAAAGCCAGAUUAAACGAGAAUGAAAACAAACUACAAGAAACCGAAGUACUAUACAAUGAACGCCUGCAGGCUUUAGAGCAACUGCAGGAGCAGUUAAAGGCCAAAGAGGAUAUAAUUAAACAAACUUUGGAUAAAACCGAAGAAUUGCAACAACAAUUGCAACAGGAGAGGACACAAAUGGAGGAACAACAACAGAAAUCUCUACAAUUGGAAAACGAAUUGAAAAUUAUUAAAGAACAAACUACUAACAGCGAAUCUGAAACUAUAACCAAUUUAAAAACAGAACUUGAAAGGGUUACAAACGAAUUAAAUCAACAAAUCAAAACCGUCAAAGAACAGCUGAGUAGCAAAGAAAAAGAAUUGAAAUCUCUAACGAAAAAGGCAACGAAAACUGAAAAACAACAUGAAACCCAUUUGACACAAAUGCAACAGCAAAAUGAAGAUAUCGAAAAACUCAAAAGUGAACUAAUAGAACAGGAAAAUCUUAUAGAAGCCUUGAGAGAGGCCUCCCAACAAAGGGAACAGCAAACAAAUGAAGAAAAGCAAGAAUUAAAGACACAAAUUAAUGGUAUACUCAAUGAAAUCUCUCAAAUGGAAGAACAAAUGCGUAUAGUACAGGAAUCGCAUCAAGAAUUGGAAACUGAAAAACGUAAUUUGGAAAUGAAAAUUGAAAACAUGCAGCUGGCAACACAAACUACACAAGAAGAUGCCAAACGUUGGCAAGAGAUACUCAAUGAAACCGAGGAAAAGCUUAAGGCCUGUGAACUGAAAUUGCAGACCGUGGAAAGUGAACACACACAAAUGGCCGAAAAGAACUGUUUACUGGAAGAAAAUACUCAUAGACUAGAGAAACUGCUGGCUGAAAAGGAAAGACAACAGGCCGAAACAGAGGAGGCUUUGGUUAGCGAGCUGAGAUUAAAACUACAAACUACCGAGACAUCUUUGCAAAAACUUAAUGAAAAAAUGCAAGAGGUAUUAGAUGAAAACUCACGCUUACACAAUAACCAAGAGCUAAAUGAUCAUGAUCAAAGAACUUUACAAGACAGAUAUGAUGCUUUGGAAAAGGAAAAAGCCUGUUUGGAGGACGAUAAACAAUGUCUAGAGCAAGAAUUAAAGGCAAUGAAAAACAAACUAAUAGAACUGCAGCAAAGAAAUGAAGAAAUACAAACUGAACUUGAGCAACAAAGGGAAACUCAACAGGAAAUGCAAAAGGCAAUAGAAGACAAAGAAAAGUGUUUAAGUGAAGAAAGGCAAUUAAGAGAAACUUUGCAACAAGAACAACAAAAACUAAAAGAACAAUUGGAACUAUCUAAUACCAACCAAAAUAGUUUAACUGAAGUUAAUGAAAUGCUUAAAGAAAAACAACAAGCUUUACAGGAACUGCAAGAUCAAUUAAAGGAGGAAAAAUUGAAACAACAACAGCAAUUACAAGAAAAUGAAGGAAAACUUGAGGAACUUAAGGAAAGUUAUGAAAUACAAUUAAAAGAAAGUGCAGAGCAAAUGAAAUUACUAAAAGAGCAAUUAACUCAAGAGAGUGAAGAGAAAAAUCUACAGUUAGAAAAGCUUAAAGAGGAAGCUAUAUUAUUGAGAGAACAAAAAGAAUUGUUAGAACAAGAAUUAAGGGAAAAUAGUAAAAAACUAAAUGAUCUGCAAGAAAAACAACAGGAAACGGAUACAGCACAUAAGGAAAUACAAGAAUUGCAAAAACAAAAUCUAGAAUUACAAGAAAAAUUAAAAGACUUAGAAAAUGUAAAAGAAAAUGCCGAAAAACAACUCAAAAACCAAGAAGAACAACAACAGCAAAUGACACAACAACUAGAAGCUUGGCAACAACAACAAAAAGAAUUCACAGAAGCAAAAGAACGAGAAUUACAAGAGUUAAAACAGCUUAAGGAACAACUACUAAAAGAACAACAAGAAAAAGAAAAACUUUUGGAGCUGAUUAAAAACUCCCAAUUACAAUUAGAAGACUUACAAAAAAAACACUCAAACAAAAUGGAAGAAAUGGAAAAACUGCAAGAGCAACUCUUAAAACAAAACUCCGAAACAAAUGCCGUAGAACAGCUUAACAUAGAAAAUGAGUAUUUGAAUAAACAUGUCAAACAAUUGGAAGCCGAGCUAGCCAAACAGCAAGAAGAAGAUAAACAUAAAAAUAUGGAUUCUCAAGAGUUGAAAGAAAAACUAAAAUCCUUACAAUGUGAACUCUAUGUACUCCAAGAAAAUGCCGAAAAACACAACAAUGAAGUGGAGGAGCGAGAAAAACAUUUGCAAGAACUUAAAUCACAAAAUAAACUCUUGACUUUGGAAUUAGAAAAGGAAAAAUCUGAAUUACAGCGUCAACUGGAACACAUCAAAUAUAUCACUGAACAGGAUGAUACUGUACAAAAAGAUUUACUUUUGACACAAAACAAAUUAAAAGAUUUAGAAUCCAAACACUCUAGUCUGGCACAAGAGCACGAAGAACUUAAGCAACAAACUGCAGAACAAAAUCAAGAGCAUUUGAAACAUAUAGACAAUCAAAAGGAUCUGGAACGUAACACUUUAACUAUAGAUACUCUACAAACUGAAGUUAAAGAUUUAAAUAAAGAAUUGGAACACAAAGAAAAACUGGCAGAAGAACUGCAAGCCUUAAAGGUGGAAUUAGAAGAACGUAAUAGUGUGAAUACAACUCAAGCAAAUAAUCUAGAAUCUGCCAGCAGCAGCAAAUCAUCUCCUUCCUCACAGGACUCCGAACAUUUACGUAAAAUCAAUGAAACCCUACAGCGUGAGUUGGAAGAACUUAAGCAUACAUCGACUAGAGAAAUCUCAACACUACAACAAGAUAUGGAAGAUUUACAAUCGACCAAUAAACAAAUGGCUGAACGUAUCAUGGAUUUGGAACGUUUAAGAGCUGGUUUACAGGCUCAAAAACUAUUCGGUUUAGCUGAAAGUAAUCCACUGCAAAACAAUAACAAUCCCGUGACGAACAAGUCUUCGGCUGACGAUGAGGAAAAACGUGAAUUAGAAACUAAAUUGAAAACCAUAAUGGCUGAGGUGCAAGAUGUAUCAAAUCGUAAUUUGUUUUUAGAGCAAAAAUGUGAAAAUUACCUAAUAUUGGAACAAUCGAAUGAACGUUUAAAAUUACAGAACGCUAAACUGUCUAGGCAAUUGGAUGAAACGCUGGUAUCCAUGCAACACAAUGAAGGCAUUGCUGCUAAUACAGAAUUUGAGUACUUAAAGAAUAUCAUGUUCCAGUAUCUAACUGGUUCAGCAAAUGGCAACAAUGAAACCUUGGUUAAAGUUAUUUCAGCAGUUUUGAAAUUUUCACCCCAGCAAACUCAAGUGGCUCUGGAAAAAGAACAUCAAAGAAGGUCGUUGAUAAACAAAAUUCUAUAGCACGAAAAUGAAAAGAGUUACUACAUUUGGUAGCCUUAGUUUUUAAAUUAUAAUUUAAACCAUUAAUUAAUUAAUUUACUUAUAAUACUAAUAAACAUAAAUAUUAUAUAAAUAUAUAUUAUAUUAUUAACGUUUAACAAUUAAUGAUAAUAAGCAAUUAGUUAUAAU
Messenger RNA from Lucilia sericata (common green bottle fly), 5140 nucleotides. It is a transcript of the gene Golgin245, whose product is annotated as trichohyalin. Gene Ontology annotation, biological process: Golgi vesicle transport. The record is from RefSeq and is a predicted model, not a curated record. Gene Ontology annotation, cellular component: Golgi apparatus. Gene Ontology annotation, molecular function: small GTPase binding. NCBI's taxonomy places the organism in Eukaryota, Metazoa, Arthropoda, Insecta, Diptera, Calliphoridae.